UAAAAACUAAUAGGCUGUGGCAUUUUACUCUUAUCGUAUUAAUGCGGAUCAAGGCAUAGACUAUAUAAAUCGAGCCGAAUCGUAUUUGCUUCAAAAUUCCAUUACAUUUUGGAGUAUUUGUUGGCAAGUGAAAGAGAACAAAAAACAUCAAUAAGCUCAAUAUGAGUCUCAGAGAACAGCAUGGCGCUGAAAAACUCAUUGACGAGUACACCCCACCAGAGGUCAUCCAGAAAUACAUGACUGGAGGAGAUAUUGGACACGAUAAAGAAGGUGCAGUCGUCCGAAUUGAGCCAUGGGGCUACUUAGAUAUGAAGGGAAUCAUGUAUUCAUGCAAAAAAUCAGAUUUGGAAAAGAGCAAGCUGCUUCAGUGUGAAAAACAUCUAAAAGACCUGGAAGGUGAAACUGAAAAGCUUGGGAAACCCUGCGCUGGAUUGACUGUUGUGUUCGAUAUGCAGAAUGUAGGAUCUAAACACAUGUGGAAACCCGGUCUGGACAUGUACUUAUAUUUAGUCAAAGUGUUGGAAGACAAUUAUCCUGAUAUGAUGAAAAGACUCUUUGUCAUCAACGCCCCAACACUAUUUCCCGUUUUAUAUAAACUCGUGAAACCGCUUCUCAGUGAAGACAUGAAGAACAAGAUUUUUGUAUUGGGAAAUGACUUUAAAGACACACUGCUGGAAUAUAUUGAGGCGGAGAACCUUCCCGCUUAUUUGGGCGGUACAAAGACCGGUUCUGAUGGAGAUCCCAAAUGUGCAGAUGUGAUUUGCCAUGGUGGUGAAGUACCUAAAGAAUUCUAUUUGGAAAAUACCGAAGACUUCGAAACUAUGGAGACCAUUACUGUUGGAAGUGGUGAUAAGAUUUACAUGGAAUAUGAAAUCGAAAAGGAAGACAGUUUCCUUAAAUGGGAAUACAAAACUGAGGAACACGAUAUCGGAUUUGGAGUUUUUAGAAAGAAUGGUGACGACUGGGAAGAGGUUGUGCCUAUUCAGAGAACCGACUGUUCCAUCAUGACUCUUGAUGGCAGCUACAAAUGCAAAGAUCCCGGACAUUAUGCCUUGUGCUUCGACAAUUCUUUUAGUAUGAUGACUUCAAAGAAUGUCCGUUAUACUGCAGAAGUUAUGAAUCCUGAAAUUGAUGUUUUGAAAGACGAUCUUGAUAAAAUGAUCAAAGACAGCACUUGGGAUGAACUUUCUGCUCAAAUCAAUUAGAUUAAUAUAUAAAAUUAAUAUAUAAAUCUAAACGCACUCACUAACAUACAUACAUGCAUACCCGUAUAAACAAAAACCUCGUUGUUAGAAGCAGAGAUAUGUUGAUAGAGAAAUUCAAUCCCAGCAAUAUUAGUAACAACUAGGAGUUGGACAGUAAAAGCAACAUUGACAACGAACUUCUUCUAUAGAAUCUUCCUCUAUAGAAUGUUUCAUUGAAAUAUCUAAAGUAAUUUCCAUAACCUUCUGAAAUAUCCUUCAGAAAAAUGGUACAAAACUAACAAUAUAUUGAUUUUUAUUUGAAGAUAAAAUUGGUAUUGUGCUUCAGAUAUUUCAGAUUUGUUUCGGCCCGUGGUGGCACAUAUCAACUCUAACUUUAAUCCAUGCCUAUCUUACAUGACAUUUAGAACAUUUUGGAGAACUUAAACCAAAAUAUCAUGAUUCUAUUUAAAAUACAAUAAUAUCAAUAACGGAAAGAAAUGCCAAUCGUUUGCUGUUGUUGUUUUUCUAAUAUUCAAUGGAUCAUUAAAAUUAAUAUGAUAAACUAACACUAUUUUAAUAAUAGUGUUAAUAAUAAUAAUAAUAAUAAUAAUAAUAUUUUUUCUUUUAUUAGCCACAAGGGUUCACAUACAAAAACAUUAAAUGACAGACAACAGCAUAAAAGACAAAAACUGAACGAUAUAAUAAUAGUAAGGAUUAUAACGCUAGUGAUAAGUUAUUAGCGACUUUGAAUGAGUCGACAAAUCUCCUGUUGUUACUAAUACCGAUGUUACUGAUAUCAACUUAUGACAAUUGUUUUAAAUGCUUCCUUUUCGCUAUUAUUCAUUUUUUUAAUGUAUCUUCUAAACCUUCAUCUUUUCAAAUAAAGAUAGAGCAUAAAUAAA
Octopus sinensis (East Asian common octopus) is the source of this 2086-nucleotide messenger RNA. RefSeq names its product retinal-binding protein. The record is from RefSeq and is a predicted model, not a curated record. Lineage: Eukaryota; Metazoa; Mollusca; Cephalopoda; Octopoda; Octopodidae. Gene Ontology annotation, cellular component: cytoplasm. Bases 162 to 1205 code for a protein of 347 amino acids. The transcript is spliced from 11 exons.